Pogona vitticeps (central bearded dragon) is the source of this 2637-nucleotide messenger RNA. Lineage: Eukaryota; Metazoa; Chordata; Lepidosauria; Squamata; Agamidae. The record is from RefSeq and is a predicted model, not a curated record.
GUUCCCUGGUGGUCCCUCUUAUCCAGCCCAGAGGCAGCUGCCUCAAAAGACAGAAGGCAAAGAGAGCCCAGGAACAUCAUCCUUAUAGUCAUCCCCCUAUAUAAGAACCUGCUUAAGAAAAUCAAGAUGAAUUCUUGUAGCAUGGGAGAACCUGAAACGCAUCCUUUAACUAGAUGUGACUUACAGUGCUCUUUCCAUCAGCCGAGAGGAUCCCCAUUAGAACCACAGAACACUGAGGAGAAAUCUGCUAAGGUUAAACGCCGCAGAACCAGGCGGGAGCGCAACAGUACCAGGUUUGGUAGGAAUGCUACUGACAGGAUCUCAGAGCAAAGAUCCGCAUGUAGGGGACAACAAAAAAUGUUGCCCCCCUUUUGGAGCUCCCAGCUUAGCCAGUGUGCUAAAUCAAUGCCCUUUCAGGCCAUUAAAGGGACUUGUGUUGCAAAACCUGUGAUCAUAACCCAGAACAGACUCUCACAGCACUUCGGCAUGUUUAACAGAGAGGUGAAAUCAGCUGAUAUAGAGAGAUUGUUGAGUCCCAGAGCUGAGCAAUUGAUAAAUGAGAUAACUCCUAUACAAAGUGAUAUUGGAACGGAGGUGGUAAUAGUAAGAGAGAACAAGUCUUGUAAGUCAUGUGAUGUUAAUCACAAGUGUAUUCCCAAUGAAGAAUUUGCCUGCACUGGAAAGGAUCUGAAUGGAACAAAAGAAGAUUUUACUCCUACAGUAGUAGACAUUGUCCCUAUAUCAACUGAAGAACACUGCGAUGUGGCUAGUGUACAAGAUGUGAAUGCAGGAUCCCAACCUUCUGCUGCAUCUGCGACUGUGGAUUUCAGUCAACAAACUACAGAAAAUGAAACUUUUCAGAGCAAUGCCCCAGUUGCUUUAAAUGAAAAAGAAAAUGUCCCCCCUGUUCCAACAACACAAGUUGAGCCUGGCAAAGAGAAAUUUCUGGUGAAGAAACUGGCCCAAGAGCUUCAAAAACUUCUAGACCUCAAGGCAAUAUUUCCUGGACGAAACUUGAUAAGUGAAACACGCCAGGCGGUUAUUAGGUUACUGCAGGAACAGAAGAAAACGUUGCCAGAUGUAUCUACCUUAGCGCAGCUCAAGAAAUUAGCAACUGGUUGUAACAGAGACGCCAUCCAUGCAGAUUUCAGGAGCAGAGACCAGGAGGAGUUGCAGUACAAAUUGAAAACUAGCGACUGCAGCAGGAGGAGUUCUGACCAGGUUGUUUCUUCCAAAAAGAGGAGAGGACUGGAUCAAACCUUUUUUACCAGCCCCUUUCCUAGUUCUCUGCAUACAGUGUUAAGAAUGGCGAGCACUUCAAUGGCAGAAGAGAGGUUGGCUGAAAGGGAGAGUGUUGAAUUUUUUGUGGAGCCGGAAGAGGUUGAUCAGCACAGCUUCUACCUGACCGCAGUUCAGCCCCACCCUCAUCUUCUCUCAGCAUCUUCCGAGCACAUGACUUCAACCAGAACCUUCUUUGCUUCAGAUGAACAUUGCUCUUUGAGUGAGGCUUUACUCAGAACUGCUCAUCCCAGUGAAAGGCUAGAGAGGUCCGAAGUAGCCAAGAGAGUGUUCUCAAAAGAGAGUAAUUCUAAAAGGCACUGUAUUCCUUUUACUGCCCAUGAUUCUUUGGAUUCAACCAAUCUUAGCAUGAAUGGCCAUGGCUCUGAUCCUUUCCCCUUUACUGAUCUCCAGCAGUAUUCCUAUAAUUAUGAACAAAGCCCAGAUCAAUGGAAUUUACGGGAGGCAGAGACUGCUGCAAUCCUGAACCCAUCCCAGGAACUGCACAGUUCUCUACCACUAGAUAUGGGUCUCGGGCCCACAGAAAGAGCACUCUCUGAAUCGCAGACUUCUUUUGAUGUUUUAAAAAGCAUCUGGAGCCCCCACGUACCUAGUAGAGGGGCCAGACGCCCUGCGUCUCGAGUCCUGAGCUACUCUUGCUUAGCUCAGCAGCCACUCUCAGCCAGAGAGUUGAACUCAGGGCAAAGACAGACAGAAGACUUCUUGCAGUUGUUCAGCGUCAUCCCUCAACAGCACUCCUUCUGUGGGCAAAAUCCUCAGCAAGACAUUUGUGUGCCGAGCAGACACCAACAGGAUGGGAACAGGUUCUCUGUAUUGGCAAACUCCAGACCCUGUUACCAUAAAGUAUCUGGAAAGCAAAGGAGACCCUCAAAUGGUCAGCAGGUCUGGGGACUGAUGGAAGUCCCUGAAAGGAUGCAAGGAAACCGAGAAGGAGGUUCUUUCAGGUCUGGGAAUCAUGAUCUGGAGAGACUGCUCCAGUUGGAAAGAGCACAGCAGCUACAAGCCUUCCAGCAGUUGCCAAUGUCUCAUUUCCCCCCAUCAGAAGCUCUAGAAGAGGACCCAGACUCCUCCCUCUGCAGCUUCCAGGGACAUCUGUUGGGGCAAGCCAGCCCUGAGCCAUGGGCCUUUCCCCGGAUGAAGUUAUACUGAAAGGACAUGGGAAGGUUCUUUCCUGAACGGGAAGCACUUGAGAACGGGAGAACCUAGAUUGUCACUUUGAAGAGGCGUUUGGUACUUCUCAGAUCACAACACACUCUCCCUAAUCUCUUUCUGUCUCAUUUUGUUCUGCAAUUUCUUUCUUUUUAAAAACUCCAUUAAAGAACAUUUAUUUCAAACAUA